AUGAAGUCUAUUGGAGAGAUAGUGAAAAGUGUGGAGGAGCAGUCUGUUACAUCUGAAGAAAGCUCAGAAAGUGCUGAUGAAGGUCUACAGAGUUCGGAUGAGAGUGCACAGAAUGAUGUUACUUCGGAAAAGGAAGUUGUAUUUGAUCAAACAUCGUCUGAUUCGGGUGUAUCAGAUGUUGAUUCUGAAAAAUCUAUACUCAGCGCAGUUUUUGUUGGAAAAAAAAAUACAAAUGUGACGGUUGCUGAACGGGCUACAGCAUGGGAGUGGAAACGGGCCCCUGUUACGGCUGCAGAACAGCAACAACUACAGCAAAUCAGCGCCAUUCGCAGCGCAACUCCUUUAUCGGGAGGCGAGGACCGAUGGAAAUGGUUCCCGAAUGAGGAAGGUCAACAAUAUGUAGACUGUGUGGUGAACAAAAUGAGGACUCCAAUCACCUUUUUGUAAAGUGUUACGUGGCGACAACAGUAUGGAAG
Helianthus annuus (common sunflower) is the source of this 476-nucleotide messenger RNA. RefSeq lists its product as uncharacterized. The record is from RefSeq and is a predicted model, not a curated record. Bases 1 to 447 code for a protein of 148 amino acids. Lineage: Eukaryota; Viridiplantae; Streptophyta; Magnoliopsida; Asterales; Asteraceae. The transcript has 3 exons.